AUGUCAGACAAGUAUCAGGAUAAGAUUGGGAAGUUCUUUCAAAUACCUCACGUUGGUAGAGCGCAAUUGAAGUAUAUUGGUCCUAUAGAAGGUAAGGAGGGGAUAUAUGUGGGGUUUGAUGUACUCGCGAAUAUAGGAAAGAACGAUGGAAGCUUUAAUGGAAAGCGGUAUUUCGAGACAGUCUACCCCCAGUCGGGGAUAUUCAAUAGAUUAGAAAAAGUUGAUUCGCUUUUAGAAUCUUCUUCCGGAGCUUUAUCUAUGGAUAUGUCUUCUGGGUCGAAUAGCUCAUCGCUACCGGCUCCUUUGCCAGUAGCGAACGGUUCUGGUGAAUCAUCAGAAGCUGCUGCUAUAUCUAACUUUGCGAAAUCAUUUAACCGCAGUAGUAGUGUUGUUUACCGGUCCCCUUCUUUAAGGCGGUAUCCGAGUCGAAGUACAAACAUUCUAGGGAGAAGAACCGUCACGUCUGAAAAUGAACAUCUGAUCACUUCUAUGGAUUCCCAUUGUGCUGCUAGAGAUACAAGUGUACGGCUGCCAAGUGGAGAUGAAGAUAUAGAUAUGGAUAUCAAAUCCAAUGUGUCUACCGAUAUCUUCCACAGCCUGCCUCAAAGUCCAAGAGAAGCCAGAUAUAGUAGCGCUACCUACGAUGCUAAAAUUAAAGAACAGCGGGAGGAAAUUAUGCAUUACAAACGUCUGCUUGAUGAGCAGAGAAUUGUUUUCGAGGAGAUACAACCUGCUAUUGACGACUAUGAGGAAAAGUUGCGCUCAUUUGAGGUGGAGAAUAGACGUUUGCAAAAAACCUUACAAGCAGAGCGUGAAUCUCUUGCCAAACAUAAGCAUUAUUUUGAAUUAGAACACAAGCAGUUAUUAUCCGUCGUUGAAGAAUUGCAUAAGGAGAUUAAAGAAAACGAAGAGAGGAUCUUGAGACAACAGAGGCGGCAAACUGUUAUCAUGGAGGAUACUUCACAGCUAGUGGAGCUGGACUCUUUUAAAGGUGAAAAUAAUGAAUUAAGAAAGCAAAUAAAGGCCCUAGAGCUUAUUAAAGACGACUAUGAGCAAAUGAGAAAGGAAUGGGAACAAGAACGUCGACAACUACAAAUGCAAAAUCAGUCGUUGAACGCGGAAUGCAACAGUGUUUCUCGACAAUUAGCAGAACUAAAACUAAAGUAUGAAAGUGCUGGAACAUCCCCUGAAUGUAAAUCGUCCUUGGUACGAUUAGAUCUUAAAAAAGGCAAGCCAGAAAUUAGUACUCCGGAAAAGGACAGAACAGUACAAAUUGUGGAAUUGGCAAUGAGCUCUGCUAGUGCUGUAGAACCUAUUACUUCCAACCUUGAGAUUGUUGGUGAAUCUUUACCAUUAUAUGAAGGCAAAAAGAAUAAUGAUGCUACUGCUGGUAGAUUGCUAUGGUGUGCUUUAUGUGAGAAAGAUGGUCAUUCAGCAUUUGAAUGUACCGAGGUUGCAUUUUAA
Molecule: messenger RNA, 1464 nt
Organism: Eremothecium sinecaudum
Lineage: Eukaryota; Fungi; Ascomycota; Saccharomycetes; Saccharomycetales; Saccharomycetaceae
Gene: BIK1
Product: Bik1p
Exons: 1
Coding region: 1-1464 (487 amino acids)
Source: RefSeq, a predicted model, not a curated record